CGACCACCGGCCUCUCGGGGAAGCACCGAACCGGCCGCGUUGAGCCGAUGAGGUCCAGGGAUGAAUUUCACGGUGCUGCGGCCCACAGACCGGCUCGGUUCUGCAGCUGACGGUUUAUCUUGGUCCAAUGGCCGCCCAGCGGGAAGUGCACUUUGUGGACCGGCACCGGAACAGUCUGAUUGACCGGGUGACAGGGGUGGACAGCUUGCUGGACAGCUUGCACGACCAAGUGCUGAACGAGGAGCAGUAUCAGCACGUGAGGGCAGGGAACACCAACCCUGAGAAGAUGAGGAGGCUGUUCAGCUUCAGCCCGUCCUGGGACCAAGACUGCAGAGACCAGCUGCACCGGGCCCUGAGGAAGACGCAUCCCCACCUGGUGAAAGAACUGGAGAGCCUGAAAAACACAAGUGAGAGAGAGACCCCAGUGAGGGGUCUCAGGAAGGCAGUCUGGAUCCCCCAAGACCUCAGCUCAAGAUGGAAUCUCCCCCUGCUCAGCUGCGUCCUCGCCCUCCCCCUCCCCUUCCUCCUGCUCCCCCGCCUCCAGUUGCUCUCCAGGGGCUCAGAUGCAUUUCCCCAGAGACUGUCUCCCCGGUUGGCAGUUCCUCCCAUGAUCCUGUCUCUCCUGGGGAUGCUUCUGGCUAAGGGGAUCUAUUUCAUGUGGGAGCAGCACCUAGCAAAAGAGAGCCUUGCUCUGCAGCUUCAUGAAGAGAAAGAUGGACUCCAGAGAGAGCUCGAAGAACUCCAGGGAGAGAUUGGAAGACUCCAGAGAGACAUUGGUACGUCGCCCCUCUGUCCCUCGGCGCGUAUGGAGGUGGAGGAAACCACGGCUGCCUCAGCGGAACUCCGUGGCGAUACCCGUGACGGAGGCCGCACCAAGAGAGAUCUGGCAAGGAGGCUGAGUGCUGGAGAACUGGAUGCAGAACCCCGGCAGCAGGUGCCAGGAGAGUCACGGGAGGCGACCAGCCUCCAGGCCCCCCAGCCCCUGGGAUGGGACUCCACCCUGAGCACGGAGGGGGACCUCACAGCUUUCUUGGAGGAUGUGAAAUCCUGGGUGGUCACCAAUCCUGAGAAGCAGCUGAAGAAGUUGGUGGAUUUCAUGCAAAAACUGAAUGAGCGAAGGAACGAUGACAACGCCUGGAGUCGCAUCUGCCUCUCAGAUCGGGCUGUGCAGGAUUUCCUGGUGAGCAUAGCCACCGUUUGCAAGGACCUCCCUCCCCAGGAAGCCAGACUCACUCGGUCCCACCUGCGCCUCCUCCUCAACCCUCACGUCCGCUCCGUGCUAAACUUCCCCCAGGCUCCCUGGCUCCUACAGUGGGUCUGCAGCCCAGAGGAGAUGCAGCGGCCCCGGACCGACAGCUCUGAGUUUGCUGACUUUAUCCGGAUCCUAAAGGAAAUCCAGAACGGUGUCCUCAGGGUGGAUCCUGACUCUGCAUCCCCUGCACCGACGGAGGAGGCUCAGAGACGGGCCACAGCUGCGGUGGGAUCUGCACUCAGCUCUCUGCUACAGACACUCAGAGCCACAGACCAGUCAGACACGGAGCUGCUGCUCCUGUCCAUUGCAGCCGCAGCAGGCUACGUGGCAGAAAGCCGAACCUUUGGGGGCCUCCUGGGGCGGGAAGAGAUCAACUUCUUGUUACAGGAAAUGUCAAAAGCCCACGAGACUCACCUGGCCCUCAGAAGGCAGUGUGGGCCCAAGGCGCAGGCCUUCCUGCUGCUCACGGGCCUGACCGUGACUUCUGGGCCCACAGCCCUGACCCUCCAGCAGAAAGAGAAACGUCUGACUGUUAUGAGGGAGCACUUGGGAAAGUCCUUGUCCAUGGAAGUCGCAGCUGUCCUUUCCAGAGCAGGUGCCGAUUGGGAAUCUCUGGAGGCAGACCUGAAGUCCCUCAUCAUGGGAGACAGUGAAACCACAGUCCGUUCUCUGCCAAAUGACUUGGAGAGAAAAGAAAGGGAAAGCGUCUCUCAGGACAAGAAACAGAUGAAUGGCCCGACCCCCAGACCCAGAGACGAGCAGAGGGGAAGUGUUAGAGAGCGGGCAGGGAGAGACAAGCAAGACUUUCUGAGCCUGAUCCGAAGGCUGGGCCUGGACCGGUACUACCCCCGGAAGAUGGGCAGAGCGGAUUUCCACCAGAUUUACAAAGCCUCCGUGCAUGACAGUCAGCCCCGCACUGACCAGGAAUUACCAUUUUAUUUCCUGCAAAAGCUGCUGAUGCUGGACUAUCGGCUGAGGUAUCUGGUCCGCAAGGAUGAUGGGAAGACAAGGCUGACCGUGACUGAGUCCCUGAGUCCUGCAGGGAAUGGGCGGAACUCCUCAGACCUCCUUAAGGACUUUUUUAACAUCCCUGAGACACAGCUGGCUCCCCCUGGCAUCACUCAGACGCACAUCCAUCCAAUGGAUGUCCAGAUGGCGAUUUUCCACUGUGCAGACGACUUCACGCGACAGUAUAUUUCAACCAAACUUUCCAUCUGUCAACUGGCUCUUCCGUUUGUGGUGCCCAAUCCCUGUACAUCCCAAAUCGAAUUCCCUCUGUGGUCUCUGCGCCAAGUCAAGAAGAGCUGGCGACAGGUGAAGAAAUUUGAAGGAGAGAAGAAGAUGAAAAGUUAUGACUACCAACUAAUCAGUCAGGUAGCUACCCACAUCGUGUCCUUCCUGAGAGUGGGAAAUUCCUUCUCUUCAUCCAAGUCCCAGAUCCUAAACUCGCUGCUGACUAAACAGAAACACGACAUAUUUUUCCACCGUCACUGCAGGGGGAGCAGCAAAGACGUUCUCCUGAUGGGGGGCGUGGUGGAGGUCUGCUGGUACUGUCCCGGGGGGAAGGACGAUGACAAUUUUGACAACUGCAUCGCCUUUGCCAAUCUCCAUGGAGACGCCGUAGAACACAAGGCCCAGCUCAGGUUCCUGCAGGAAAUCUCUUCCGUCACCGUCGUUCUCUUGUCGGCUUCUGAGCCCAGGGAAAGGAACAGGCAAGUCGUCCGUGAGCUCCUUCAAUCGCCAAAACCUUUCAUCUGCCUGUUUGAUGACAGAGAGAAGAUCGUGGGUGGUAACUGCGGCCUCCAAGUGAGAAUUGGGAUCAAGAACCGAAACGAAGCGGAGUUGAUGGAGGAGCUGAGAGCCACGAUCACGCACCUCCUGGAGGUUCAGGGAACAGCCCUCAGUGCCGUUGGCUGUGCCAAGAUUGCCCGCCGGCACGGGUUCCUCAUAGAUGAGGACCGCAAGGAAUGCAAGGAGGCUGAAACGCUGGCCCGGGCAUUGGUGUCUCUCUUGAGAAAACACAAGUUGUCAGCGAUAAAGGAAAAGUUCCUGCCCCUCCAAGGAGAAUUAUGGCACCGGUGGUGUAAGAAGGACAGGGAACUCAGCCAUCUGCGUGGGAAAGGGAACCAAAGCAUCGAGCAGCACAGGAGUGAGAUUGAGGCACAGAAGCAGGAAAUUCGGAUUGCUCAGUGGCAGAAAGCUUUCCCCCUCAAUGCUCCGAUGAGAUCUAUGGUUGAUGUUCUCCAGUCCCGAUCAGAGGCAAGCGCCAAACUCUACUUUCUGCAGUGGCUAAGUGUCUUUCUGGACAACAUGACUGCAGGUCAGCUGGAAGUCCUUCAACAGAAGUAUGAUAUUUUGUGCUCACACGUGCUGACCUUAAAGGUAAAGAUGAAGAAUGACACAGAGAAACACACACAGACUGUCCUGGAAGCUGUUUCUAAGGAGAUAAGUGACUCUACCAUUGGGAUUGACCAUUUACUGAGAGAAGUGGGGCAGAUCUACGAAGGUCUUGAUGGAGGUUCACCCCAGAAAAACGCAAUGCUUCUCUCUCUUCCCCAGAUGGCCGCAGACCUGAUGGUUGCGGGGUAUCCCAUGGAACUCGUGGAUGGGGAUGCUUCCUACGUGCCCCUGAAAUGGGUGGGGGCUGUUUUGGACAGGUUAACUGAGAUCCUGGGAGACCAGAGGCUGUUUGUGCUUUCCGUCCUGGGUCUCCAGAGCAGCGGGAAGUCCACGCUGCUGAACGCCAUGUUCGGUCUGCAGUUCUCUGUCAGUGCGGGGAGAUGCAGCCGGGGAGCCUAUAUGUAUCUCCUCAAGGUGGAGGAGAAGGUAAGGGAAGACCUGGGCUUCGACUUUGUGCUCGUCGUGGACAACCAGGGCCUCCAGGCCCCAGAACUCGCCAAUACAUCACUGAAUCGGGACAACGAGCUGGCGACCUUCGUCAUCGGCCUCGCUAACCUGACCGUGAUCAACAUUUUUGGCGAGAGUCCUUCUGAAAUGCAGGACAUCCUGCAGAUCGCGGUCCAGGCCUUCCUGAGGAUGAAGAAAGUGAGACUUUCCCCCAGCUGUUUGUUUGUGCAUCAGAACAUGGGGGAGAUCACGGCUAAAGAGCAGAAUAAGGAAGGACGCAGGAGGCUCCAGCGGAGACUGGAUGAAAUGGUGGCGGCGGCCGCAGAGCAAGAACAGAUCUCUGACAUCACCCGGUUCAGUGACGUGAUCCGGUUUGACGUGAACACCCACGUCCAUUACUUUGCUCACCAGUGGGAAGGGAAUCCCCCCAUGGCCCCUCCCAAUCCCAGUUACAGCCACAACGUUCAGGACCUGAAGAGUCGGAUUCUUACGGUAGCCAAAGAAGAAUCUCAAGGCUCCAUCUUGAGGGUGUCGGAAUUAAAAGUCCGCAUCCAGGAUUUGUGGAGAGCGGUGAUUAAUGAGACCUUCGGUUUUAGUUUCAGAAACACCAGGGAGAUAGUGGCAAUGAACAAACUGGAGACGGUGUAUAGCGGCUGGACCUGGCAACUGAGAAGUCACGCGCUGGGUUUGCAGAACCAACUGAACAACCAGAUUCAGAAUGGAGACCUCCAAGACAUCCCCGGAGGACAUUUUGAGGCUCCGGUCUUGGAAAAAUACACGACCCUCCAGCAAGAACUCGAGAGGCAUUUCAGUACGAGUCAAGACGGGGAAAUACUGAUUCGGUGGAAAGCCGGUUUUGAAGAUAAACUAAAAGCCCUUAAAGAAACCCUCGUUUCCGAAAUUAGAAGACAGAUGAAAGAUUUAACAGAUUUGAAGAAGAGACAGCAUCUACUGAACCAGAAAAAAUCAGGGUACGAGAACAAGUUGCUGGUGGAGAGUAGAGAGCUGGCUCUGUCACUAAGAGGAAAGAAAUUCAGCGAGAAAGAGCUAAGAGAGAAGUUUAAUCAACUCUGGUCCAAGUGGGUUGUCCGAGUGUCCUCGGUUCUCCAGCCAACUAACGAGCCUAAUAUCCCUGUGGAUUUGGAAAGAAUCCUCCUGGCACAUUUUCCACAGGAACCCAACAGCACCAACCGAAUCAGGGAUCAUUCUCGAAGAAAAAUGAGUAUUGACUAUUCCAAACACAUCCAGAAGAAAAUAGGUCUCGUAUCCACAUUGGAGGAGAGUGAUAAAAUGAACAUCGAACAAGCGACGCGUCACAUCAUGGGUCUGGUCAAGAGAACGAUUGACACCCAGGAGAGGCAGAGAGAAGGAUACAAUUCUAAUUAUUUCCAUGAAAUUCUGAGAGUCAUAGAUACCGAGACAGAAUCAGCAGCUAAUGGUGCAAGAUACGCAUUUACAAACCAGUACAAACUGGACCUGGCUCUGUGCUUAUUCCAAGAAGCGUCAGAGAGGUUCCAGGAUAUGCACGCAGCAUUCAAAAGAGCAAAUGAUCCCGUCACCUACUUAGAAAGUAAGAGAGAAGAGUUAUUCAUCAGCUUUAAAAUUGCCUGCCAAGGAGCAGCGGCUUCCACCACAGAGUUUGUUGAUUUUUUGUGGGACAAGGUAUCUUCUGCUCUGCUCACUGCUGUGUGGGACAAGACAGCCAUCGAUCUCGCCAGUGACAUGAAGGCGAACUUCCCAGCCUUUCAGGGCAACAGAUCUGACCUGGAGAGACACAUUCUGAUUUCCCUCGCGGAAGAAGAAAACUUUGAGAACUACUGGCAGUACAUCGAUUCUCCCAGGGAGUUUUUCAGGAGUUACGUCGAAAAACAGAUAGAAGCUUAUUGCUCCACCCAAAACUGGGAAAAACUGAACAGCGCCCUGUUGCUCAAUAUAGAGAUUUUCAAGGAACUUGUUCUUGCAGCCAUUCGCAAUUCGACCGACGCUGCUCAAACCAAGAACGGCUCAGUGUCCCUGUGGUUGGACGAAUUUUGUAAACACCUGGGGAAUCGCUUACCUCUUCCCCGAGGAGAACUGAAGAUUGUUGAACACCAGGAGGCCCUGGACGUGGAGCUGGUCAGAGGGGCCAUGAGCGAGGCCUUGGCUGCAGCCGGGCAGAGACUGGUCCAGACCUGUAGCCAGCUGGCUCCGGGCAAGGUGGGACCCAAAAUUCAGGCCAUGCUUUCUGCCCAGUUCUGCGGCUGCUGGGAGCAAUGUCCCUUCUGCAAAGCGGUCUGCACCAACACGCUUCCCGAUCACGACGGAGACCACAGCGUCCUCUUCCAUCGCCCUGAGGCCAUGAGCGCUUACAAGUGGGAUAAAACAGAGAACUUUUCAGUGGACUUCUGCACCAGUUUGGUAGCAAGUGACUGCACCAUAGUGCUGUCUAGUGGCAAAAGAAUCCCAUGGAAGUUGUAUCGCCAGGCCGGAGGGGAGCACGCCACGUGGAGCAUCACCCCAGACGCAUCCGCCCGGCCCUACUGGAAGUGGUUCCUGUGCCGCUUCCGGGCCCAGCUGGAAGAGACCUGCAGGAAGAAAUUCAAGGGCCGAGGCCAGAUCCCUGAUGCCUGGACCGCUAUUACCAAGGAAGCCGUCCUCGCUGACCUAAAAAAGACCUGACGGCCGAUAGCCCCAACAGAUGUUGGUCUGCAUCAUUCCAGACUGAUGUUGGAUACUGUGAAUGUCUGAAAAUUACCUCCGGUAUG
Messenger RNA from Tachyglossus aculeatus (Australian echidna), 6843 nucleotides. RefSeq names its product interferon-induced very large GTPase 1-like. Bases 128 to 6757 code for a protein of 2209 amino acids. The record is from RefSeq and is a predicted model, not a curated record. The transcript is spliced from 10 exons. Gene Ontology annotation, biological process: innate immune response; regulation of apoptotic process; inflammatory response. NCBI's taxonomy places the organism in Eukaryota, Metazoa, Chordata, Mammalia, Monotremata, Tachyglossidae. Gene Ontology annotation, molecular function: GTP binding.